Rhipicephalus sanguineus (brown dog tick) is the source of this 1705-nucleotide messenger RNA. RefSeq names its product neutral amino acid transporter A. The transcript is spliced from 5 exons. The record is from RefSeq and is a predicted model, not a curated record. Lineage: Eukaryota; Metazoa; Arthropoda; Arachnida; Ixodida; Ixodidae. Gene Ontology annotation, cellular component: plasma membrane. Gene Ontology annotation, biological process: L-glutamate transmembrane transport. The coding region runs from base 5 to 1705 and encodes 566 amino acids. Gene Ontology annotation, molecular function: glutamate:sodium symporter activity; neutral L-amino acid transmembrane transporter activity; L-glutamate transmembrane transporter activity.
AGGUAUGGUGGACGAGGAAGUCAUCCGCGUUGUCAUGGAUUCGCGGACCAACAUCCUGGGCCUGCUGUCCGUGUCGGUGAUGCUGGGCGCUGUGCUCUCGGUGACGGCGAGCGAGUCGGACUCGCUGCUCAACCUCUUCGUAGGCCUGAGCAACGCCACGGUCACGGUGUCCCAGCUGACGGCCUGGGUGUCGCCCGUCGGUGUCUUCUUCCUCGUGGCCACGCGGCUCUCGCAGACGAGCGAGCUGGACCACUCGUUCGGUGCCAUGUGCACGCUCCUGCUGGUCAGCGUGGCUGCACUGGCCACCUACGGCCUCGGUGUCCUGCCCGCCUUAUAUAUGCUCGUCACUAGGAAGGAUGCUCGCCACUUCCUGCGCAUCACGUGUGUGCCGGCGAUGAAGGCGUUCCGCUCGGCGUCGCGCACCGAGAGCGUGCCGGGCACGAUCGAGGCCCUGGAGGACCUGGCGGGACUCGAGCCGCGCGUCGUGCGCUUCGUCAUACCUGUGGGCGCCAACGUGAGCAUGUCCGGCACGGCUGUGGUCGCCGCCGCCACGGCCGUCGUCAUCGCCCGCCUCGACGGCGUCGAACUGGGAGCCGUCGAAGCCUGCAUUAUCGGCACGACUGUAGUGCUGGCCAGCUUGGGUGCGGCGAGUAUUCCCAACAGCAGCGUGCUCACGGUGCUCAUGAUCCUCAUGGCGCUUCGGGUGUCCAGCCGAAACAUCAGCCUCGUCUUCGUCAUCGACUGGGCUGUUGACCGCUUCCGCACUACGGUAAACAUCUACAGCGACUCUGUGGGUUCGGCCAUCGUACAGCAGUUCAGCCCCCUCGAGACCUUCGAGGACAGCGGCGAGGAGACUUCCGUCGUCCAGACACAAGCCGCACCAAAGCCGGCAGUUCCGCCGCAAUCGAAGCCAGAACCGGAGGCGAUUGUCCCGGAGACUUGGCCCAAGGACGAGCUGAACCGAGAGAGCGUGGAAGAGCCCGAGGUGCCGAGUUCGUGGUUUAAGCGGAGGCUGUCGAUGUUUGCUGGCUUCCCCGGACAGAGAGCUGCCGGCGGCGCAGGGCGCAAAUCUUCCGUGGGCAGCGCUUCUUCUCACGGGUCAACAUCGCACGUGCUUCGUCCGAUGAGCCAGGGUUCGACCGACGCCGACGUGCCUCACUCGCCGAGUGCCGAGCUCCGUCUCGGCACGCCGAGAGCCGAGACGUCGCACGCAAACGACACCGAAUACUCUGGAGCAUUCAGCCCAGUUCCCGAAGGCAUCACGGUUCUAGGAGGCUCGCCGACUGCCGUCAUUUCCCCGGGCAAGGGAACCGGUGCAACGCCGUCGUCUGCGACCGGAAAGCAGGACGGGCACGAAGAUCAGCGGGUGGAGACGCCGCCAAUCACGAACACUGCCGCAUCAGACGGAACAGGCGCUGUCGGAGACGUGAGUUCCGGGAAAGGUCGACGUCGACGCCAGAAGAAGGUCAAAGAGGCAUCCAGGAAGAGGUCUAACUAUCCCCAUCCACGUCGUUCCAAGAAGAGUCGGGCCAAGGAAUCGUUGUCGCCCAACAUGCCAAAAGCCGUGACUGUGCGUGUUCCAGACGAGGUCCCAACGGUAUUUCAUCAUGCGGCGCUCACCAUCCCGUGCGAUCUAGGAAGCGAGGCCUCGCUCGCGCCACAGUUUGGCGCGACAGUUGGCGCCGCUGCAAAACCUGCCAUCUGA